Messenger RNA from Malurus melanocephalus (red-backed fairy wren), 2369 nucleotides. RefSeq names its product EEF1A lysine methyltransferase 1 (gene EEF1AKMT1). The transcript has 5 exons. The coding region runs from base 80 to 724 and encodes 214 amino acids. Gene Ontology annotation, biological process: methylation. Lineage: Eukaryota; Metazoa; Chordata; Aves; Passeriformes; Maluridae. The record is from RefSeq and is a predicted model, not a curated record. Gene Ontology annotation, molecular function: nucleic acid binding; protein-lysine N-methyltransferase activity.
UCUCCCGGCACGGCGCGCGCGGCGCUGGGGCGGGGCCUGGGUGAGCUCUGCGCGCGCGGAAGGAUCCGGCGGGCGAAAAAUGGAUGAUGAUGRUGAUGAUGACGUUCCCCAGCUCUCAUCCCAUACGUUGGCUGCCCUCCAGGAGUUCUAUUUGGAACAGCAGCAGAAAGAGGGCAUGAAGACUUGCCAGAGGUUUAAUAAAUAUUCCAUUGGCUCAAUAGAAGAAGACUGGCAAUUGAGCCAGUUUUGGUACAAUGAUGAAACUGCAUCGUGUCUGGCUAAGGAAGCAGUUUUGGCAGCUGGAAAAGGUGGCAGGAUAGCAUGCAUUAGUUCACCAAGUGUGUACCAGAAACUGAAAGAAGAGGAUAUUGAAGAUUUUUCUGUGUGUAUACUGGAGUAUGACAGAAGGUUUUCUGUGUAUGGAGAAGAAUUUGUCUUCUAUGAUUACAACCACCCUUUGGACUUACCUGAAAAUCUCCUGCCACACAGUUUUGACAUCGUAAUAGCAGACCCACCCUAUUUGUCUGAAGAAUGUCUUCAGAAGACUGCAGAGACCAUCAAAUAUCUAACAAAAGGAAAGAUUCUGCUUUGCACAGGUGCAGUCAUGGAGGAASAGGCAGCAAAGCAGCUUGGUGUGAAGAUGUGCAAAUUUAUUCCAAAACACUCACGAAAUUUAGCCAAUGAAUUUCGAUGUUAUGUGAACUAUGCUUCUGGACUGGACUGAUUCUCCUAAGAUCAUUUACAAAUCUACAACCUUUUCAGUAGAGCUUCUUACUGUUUUUUAUCAGUUACUCCACGUUUCUCAGUGCUGAAAUACUCGGCCCUAAGUACUGUUUUCUGGGAUAGCUGGAAUCAACACAGUUUGAUAGCCUGUUUUAAAUGAGUAAGCAUUUGCAAUUACUGUGUUUUUUAUUAGGUAAAUGUGGGCCAAGCAGUGCAGGUGCUGGAUAAUGGGAACUUCUCUGUUAGUUUCAUUUAAAAUGGUAGCUUUUACCRUUUGAGGACACAUCAGUGACCUCUUUGAAGUGAUUUUAGCUUAUAACAACAUAGGUGUUUGCCUUGCAGGCAUCAGAAUCAUCAUUGCCUAAGAACUGGAUACUUCUGUAGUAACAUGACCCAUACAUGUCCUUUAGAUCUUGAAUCAUAAUAUCUCUGAUUAAAUAUAGUGCCUGCUUUUUAGUAAUUUCAAUAUCAAACUAAAGAUGGUCUACAGGUAUGUCAAAUUUAUAGUUACAAGAAUGAUUAUGUUUUUUUCCAGUUGCCUGGUUUUAUCUUUUUCUCCUGUUCCACAGAAAGCAGCAGGGCAACAGAAUAGAAGCAUCUUAAAAAUCAUUGAAUCUUACAAGGUCACUGAGGAAUAACAUACUGAUAAAUUCCCACUGUUUCAAAUAGAACAAUGUUACAUUUUAUAAUCAGGUUUUGGACUAUAUUUCAGUCAAAAUAGAUGAUACAUUGGAAAAAACUAUGGGUAAGCUGAGAUUUUUGGUAACUGGGAAUUUAAAAGCUGGGUUUGACUAAUCUUUGGACUACACUGCUGAAGUAUUUUUGGGUAGAAGUUGGUUCAUAAAUUUCAAGGCCCUCAACAGUUUUGUAAUCUCUAAAUACACUCUACAAAACACAAGUACUUUUCUUUGUGUGUCAUAUGGUGUAAAGGCUAACAGAAAUGCUACAUCUACAAAAGGAAUCACCUAAAAUGAAAUACUAAAUCUAUUUUGUCGUGGGAAUAAAUCUAAUUUGCUUGUGAGAUGAGUUUUUUUGUUAAGGUAGAGAUAAUACUCAUGUUUCUGUGUAUUUCUSCUGUUUGGAUGCAGAUUUUCCCAUGUAGUGGGGUGAGCAGAAAUAAUGUAGAUGGGUUAUAAUCCUCACAGUACUCAGAGAAUGGUGCUGUCUGACCUGGACACAGCAGUGUUUCAUCAAUACCUGCUCAAGCCACUGUAACUCUCUUCCCCAUUUUCCAAGAGAUCUGUUUGCUUCCUAGGGCUUUUCCCUCCUCACAUUUUAUACCUGCUGGUUCAUCCCUGCAUGUAGUGUUCCUGGAUUCCAUGUAAUAGUUUCCUYCCUCUUUCACAUGCCUUGGUUACUGUCAGACUGGUCACAGGUGUUAAAACCAGGGAAGUGCAGCAGAGGAAGGGCUCACAGGGAGAACAGGCAUUGGCUUCUCCUGAUGAGUUCUCUAUGAGCCCAGGGCCCAUAAAGUCUCGCCUUUCAAAGCAGGUGCCAUCCUUGCUGCUGAGCCAGAAUUCCCCUGAAAAUGACUGUCCACAGGUGAAAUACAGCUGGGUUUAGUUGUUUUCCAGGAGGCUACACUAGCACUUUUAUGUGGCCAGUUUAAAAAUAAAGCAAACCAGAAUGUUAACUGCACAGCUGUU